GUGUGGGACUAUUAUCCGAAAACCAUGACGAUCCAACGACGACCUCUACGCAUUUUCCUCCAGGCGACACCUCGAACGAGGUCGAACCUCUUGAUUCAGCUCCUCAGUACCCACCCAUCCAUCGCCGAACAUCAGUACCCUUUCUCGAAUGCAUACCACUUUGGUCCAGAGAGGCAGUUCUCGAGGGACAUUGACGUAGGAGAAACAGGAGACAUGGAGGAUUUCUCGGGAGAAACAUAUAAACAUGCUUUCGGGAAGUUCAAUGACCUUUUACAGAAGAUAGAGAGCGAGCAAAAGAUCGCACUAAUCAAAGAACACAUUUUCUACAUGAUGCAUGCAGAAAAGACUUACGAAUGUCUGGGCCAAGCAGUCUCCUCAUCGAGAACCAAACCGACCGUGGACGAUGCGCCCUCAACCAAUCUGACGUUUCUCCCUGACAAUUUCCUCCUUACAUUCACACCCGUCUUCAUCAUCCGCCACCCCGCACGCGCAUUCCCGUCCAGUCUUCGUGCCCACAGCCGAUCCACAGGCGGGAAUGUCUUUGACACAGAUUUCCCCGCGAACGCAACGUUUAAAUUCUCUCGCAUCUUGCUAGAUUGGUACACUGCACGGUCGCCUUCGAAGCUGCCAGUUGUCAUUGACGGUGAUAAGCUCGUUGAUGAUACGAAACGGCAGAUGAAGCGGUUGUGUGAGCGUUUGGGUAUCGAUGAGGAGCGCAUACGGUAUAAUUGGGAUUCGAAAGAGGAUCAUGGAUAUGGAAAGGUAUGGGAUGCUUAUUAUGAAGAGAUACAAAAUUCCACGGGGGUUGUUCGGACUAAGGAAACGAUGGGGGCUCCGGUGCUUGAGGAAGAGAUGAAGAAAUGGGAAAAGGAGUGGGAUGAGGGGGUAGCCAUCAAAUUGAAGGAGUUUGUGGAAUCUGCUAUGGAUGAUUAUGAGUACCUUUUGAAGCAGAGCAUUUAAUAGUCCAGAAUAGAUUAAGCUCACUCGUACCAGCCAAAAUGACUGAAUUCUUAAGGGAGUCAAUUCUGGGACCAGACGAUGGCAAGCAUGUAGUUAGGC
Messenger RNA from Marasmius oreades (fairy-ring Marasmius), 1059 nucleotides. RefSeq lists its product as uncharacterized. The record is from RefSeq and is a predicted model, not a curated record. The coding region runs from base 25 to 960 and encodes 311 amino acids. The transcript is spliced from 3 exons. Lineage: Eukaryota; Fungi; Basidiomycota; Agaricomycetes; Agaricales; Marasmiaceae.